AUGCAGAUUGCUGGCUUUAACUGUAAUGGUAAAAUCUAUUUUUUUAAUGGUGGAAUUGAUGUGGAAGUAUUGAUGAAUACUGAUCAACAAGUUACUCUCAAACUUUCUUUGCUAGACUGUGGCAAAAUAUUAAUCACUACUUUAGUUUAUGCAAAGUGUGAUGCUAUCGACAGAUUGGAACUGUGGGAUGAUAUCUAUUCUUUAUCAAGCAGCAUGAAUUCUCCAUGGUUGGUAGGUGGAGAUUUCAAUGUCAUUUUAAAUGAAAAAGAAAAGAUAGGUGGAUUGCCAGUUCAUCAGACAGAGAUUGAGGAUUUUGCUUUUUGUAAAUAUUCUUGUGACCUUCAGGAUAUUGACUUUAGGGCAGUAUAUUUACUUGGUGGAAUGAUGGAGCAUCUGUCCAGAACUGGAUCAGAUCAUGCAUCUCUUGUGCUUACAGCAGGAGAACAAGCUCAGCAAUUCUGUAAGCCUUUUAUAUUCCUGAAAUUUUGGCAAUUAACCAUCAGGGAGGAUAUUGUUAAGAUCAAAGAGCGGUUAUUUGAAGAGGAUCCUUCUGAAGUCAAUAGAAUGGUGUUGCAACAGGCUCAAGCUGAAUUCAAAAGACAUCUGCAUUUUGAAGAAGAGUUUUGGAAACAAAAAGCUGGUGUAAAAUGGCAAUCAGAAGGAGAUAGAAAUACAAGGUUUUUUCAUAGCUUGGUGAAUGGAAGAAGGAAGAGAAUGCAACUUAAUAGAAUACAGAAUGAUGAUGGUGCUUGGUUGGAAGAUAGGGAUCAGAUUGCAACAGCAGCUAUAGAUAUCUAUCAGCAACAAUUCUCUUCUGAGCCAACAUCAUCAGAUUAUAGCAUUUUAGAGCAUGUGUAG
Molecule: messenger RNA, 858 nt
Organism: Lycium barbarum (goji berry)
Lineage: Eukaryota; Viridiplantae; Streptophyta; Magnoliopsida; Solanales; Solanaceae
Exons: 3
Coding region: 1-858 (285 amino acids)
Source: RefSeq, a predicted model, not a curated record